GGAAUCAUGAUAAUUGUGACAAAGUGAAAACGAGAAACUUAUUUCUUAUUAUACUUAAGCAAAAGAUAAAGUCAUUAAUUAAACUUGAUAAAAAAAACAAUGUAAAGUAAAUUUAAACCUACAACAAUGCAUACAACUAUGUCCUAAGAUUUUAUUAUAUUUAGCGAUAUGUUUACAAAAAAAUCUCACCAAGAUGUCAAAAAAUCAACAGUUAAAAUACAAGACUCUAAGAAAGACUCUACAACCCGAUUAAAACAUUUGAAAAUAGUAUUAGAACAUUUUGAUGCAGAUGAAGCAAAAACAUAUUUCGAAACAAAUUUCAGCCAUGUCUAUUUUAUUCUGUAUGAUAAUUUCAUUUUGGCAGAAAAUAGUUUACGACAAAGAGAACUUCCGUUCCACCUUGUUCACAAGGCUGGGAAGGAGGAAUUGGAAGGUGCUCUAGCACUACUUGAAAAAGUUUUGUGCCUGCUACCGGAGUUAUUAGGUAAAAGAUGGCAAUUGCAUUCACUAACAAGAAUAUUUUCCAAACUCCUCCAUGGUGGUAAUUCUCAAAAGCUCCGUGCAGAUGCAAUAAGAUUUUUUUUAUUAUGGUAUCAAGCUCUUGGUGAUAAUGCCCCAAAUGAAGUUCAUAGGAUGUUUGCUUCCCUUGUGCCUGGCUUACCAGACUCAUGUUUACCUCCAAUUGGCUCACCAUUUAAACCAAAGGUCUAUGAUGUAGUAACAAAUAUAUCACAAGAAAGCAGUGAAUUUAAAGUGGAUGAUAUUUUGCAACAUCCGAAUUUUGCAUCCACAACAGAUAAUGUGAAAAAAGUUGUUGUUGAACAAACAUCAACUGGAUUCAUGGGUAAAUUAGCAAAUGUGUCAGCUUCAAUAUUCCAUGAUACAAAUGCUUUGAAUCCUGUGCAAAGUGUUGACAUUCAGCCCCUACUACCUCCCAGUGCAAGCGAGAAAGUAAUUGAAAAUGAAACUAAACACUUUUUUGAGGUGUUACUUGAUGCUAUGGCCACAUCUGUUACUAAAGUACACUGGAAGGAUAGGUCACAUACAAAAGCAAUGAGGAGUUUUGCAUUUUUAUUAGAGAAAUUUAAAAUAUACUAUUUACCAGUGAUAUGUCCACAAUUUAAUUAUAAAAAUUCUCUAUAUAAGCCAAAUCUAGAAUUGCCAGUGCAACAUAAUAUAUUGGAAGAUGACUUUGCCCUAUGCAGAGUGGUGUUGAUAAAAUGGGUGGCUAAUUAUACCCAUUUCAUGAAGAAACAAGGCAGUGACGGUGGCCAACCAUCAUCAAUGACCAGCACGGGUUCACAUAUCGCUCACUCCAACACACCCACGCCAGCAACUUCAUUACAUCAUGAAGAAGAAACAUCAUUUACUGUAGGCCACCCUUCAGAUUCAAGUAGAGCAUCGUCGCACGAUUCAGCCACAAAUACACCUCAUCCAAGUUUAGAAUCUGGAUCUGGGAUGUUUGAAGAAUUAUCAUCGGAUCAAGUAGUGCGCGACGUACUGUGCUGUUCGUCGCGGGAACACGUUGAUUUCACAAUAGAAGUCUUGCGUCAAGCAUUUCUGCUGCCUUUCUCACAUGCUGCGGCUGUUAGACGAGUCAUAGCCCUUUAUAAGGACUGGAUCCAGAUGAACGUUACUGAGAUACCACCAUUCUUAUUAGAAAAUACAUAUGAUCAGCAAGCAAGUGGUGAGCCACAAGUGCCACCCAGAAGACUGAGAAAUGAUUCUUACUUGGGAGCAGUGGGUAGAGACAAUCUGAUGGUUCGGGCUGGUUUACAGAAUGUUCUACAAGUGUUCAUGACGCAAGCGGCGAACGUGUUCGUGUGCGGCGCGGGCGUGGCGCCGGCGGGCGGGCCCGCGCCGCACCAGCUGCUGGACGAACAGACCGACACGUGCAAGCGCGUGCUCAACAUCUACCGGUACAUGGUCAUGCACAUCGCGAUGGACGACCGCUCUUGGGAACAACUUUUGUUGGUUCUGCUUCAAAUAACUUCAAUUGUUUUAACUAAAAUUCCACCAAAGAAGAAACAAGAUACUCUAGGCGGGUUUCUAGCUCCAGCUUUAUUCCAAACAUUAAUUGUGACGUGGAUUAAGGCAAAUCUGAAUGUGGCUGUAAAACCAGAGCUUUGGCAAAGUUUUAUGGAACUAUUGACAAGGCUCACGCACUGGGAAGAUUUAAUAAAGGAAUGGGCGAAAACAAUGGAGACCCUCACCCGCGUGUUAGCGAGGCACGUGUACUCACUUGAACUGUCAGAGUCGGGGUCUAGUGGGGCAGGGGACGGACGGGGGAGGGGGCGAAGACCUGCGCCCGUGACCUACACGCACCGGCCUCCGCCCCUGCGCAGGCCUGCUCUACAACCAUGCGCGGAUACUAGAACACCCGGUAAAUCACCCCGUGUGAGUCACGAGGUGCACCCGCGGAAGGACGCACGGAGGCCGCUAGCGCGUUGUCGCAGCGACCCACACUUGUCGCGACACACACACCAAUGUGAGGAAACUAAAGACGCCAUUGACAACAAGUCUCGACGAUGGUAUUCGCUGGAUUCACUGAGACAAUCAUCACAGCAAGGAGAAGAAAGGGAUUCAGCUAGUGGGUCUCGCUCACCUUCGCCUGCUCCAUCAAGCGGCGUUGAAAGUAGUUCUAUUAAAGAUUCGCCGUUACAAAUAGACUUAGCAUCUGAUGGUGGUAAUGUUGAAUGGUCGGAAGCGGAGGGCGGGGGCGAGGGCGGCGGCGGCGCGGGCGGGGCGGGCGCGCUGGGCGUGGGCGUGGUGGUGGGCGGGCGCGCGCGCGGCUGGCUGCCCGACGUGGCGUGGGUCAUGUGGCGCCGCAUGCUCGCCGCGCUCGGCGACCCCAACGCGCUGCGCGACCCGCACGCGCACCAACACCUCUUCAACUACCUGAUACACCUCAACGCGACGCUGCUCAAGAUAAGCGCAAAUCAAACGCUUAAUGGGAACACUGAGAUCCACGUACCUUUCAACUUGGUGGCAGGAUGGUGUCUGGAAGCGGAGGCUCUCCCACCAUCACACAGGGCGGGCAAGUUACUGGCUCUCCGUCUGCUGUGCGAGUCGACGCAAGCGCAGGGCCCCGGCGCGCCCUCGUCCUGCAACAACCGGCUGCAUCUGGCGCACUUGAAUCUGUACCAGCGGGCUUUGCAUCAUGGUCUGACAGGGGAAGAUCGUUCAGUUGUAGACGUCCUAGUGGAGUUCGCUGCGCCGCGCUAUCUCUCUCUCGCUCUCGAUGGAUACUCUCUUUUACUGUUGGACUUCGUACACGCAUCCACCGUAGUACUCAACUCUUCGGAUAUGGGACCGUCUUGUCCUAGAACGGCGGCGGUCACGUUUCUGGGCUCGCUGCUCUCUCUACCCGACGGGCUGAUGAAUGCGCCCAUGUUGCAGCCUUAUCCUCAUCAAUAUAACACUGUAUCUUGUCCUGAUCUUAAGGAGCACGUGCUGAACAUAGUGGUGCGCGUGUGCCGGCGCGAGGGCGCGGCGGCGGCGCGCUGCGCGGGCGCGUGCGCGCUGGCGGCGCACGUGGCGCACGCGCUCGCCUCGCGCGCCGCCUGCGAGCGCCUGCCCGCCUACGUCACGUGCCUGCUGCAGAUGCUCAUGAUGAAAAAUAAAACCAUUGCCAAAGUCGUAAGCGAUUGUGUACUGGUACUGGCUGACUAUACGGAUCGAAUCGUGGAAAUGUAUCCGGGAUUAAUAGAGAAAAUGAUAAAGUGGAUAUGCGCGUGCCUAGCCCAAAUAUCGCACGCCAGCGGCAGGGACGCGGUGAAGCCGCUGGCCGGCUCGCUGCUGCUCUGCCUGGCCGAGUUCGCGGUGCGCUGCGGGCCCGCGCUGCUCAUGCGCGAGCGGGACGGCGAGCAGACCCUGCUCCUGAUGAUAUUCCGGGUUUUGUAUGCUGUAAUGAAGGGCACUAAUGGUUCAGAUAUCGAAGGUUUGACUUUGCCAGUCGAUGAAGAUUUUGAUCCGAAUAUCCAGCUUGAUAACCUUGGGCCAAAAACCACUCCCGCUUCGAGUAUUGAUGUCAAAUUAUGGGCUCAGACGAUCUGCUCGCAACUGGUGCUGUACCUGGGGCACUGGCCGCUGUGGGCCGGCUGCCAGCUGUCGUCGAGCGUGUGCGAGCAGCACGACAGCGUGCCGCCGCUCGGCAGCGAGCUGGGCCCGCCCGUGCUGGCCGCGCCGCACAUCCAGCUCAUGCGGCUCAGCGACUCCACGCUGGCGUCGUUCAUCGAGCUGCCCGCGCUGGACGCGUCGCAGGGGGGCACCACGCCCGGCCUCAUAACAUCGGAUCGCCAAGUGCGUGUGAUUCUGCGUGAUAUAACCGGCAAGGCGUGCUGGGACGCGUCCGCACUGUACUACGACCCCGCUGUGGCAGCCGCCGACGUACUCGAGUCGCUGCCCGUGCCCACUGUUGUGGACAGUCCCCGAGACAAUACGCUCUCGUCGCUCCCGCCGCCCUUACCGCCAGAUCUUCUGCCCGACUACAGAAACUCACCGCCGGAUAAACAUCAAUUAGAUCAUGUGCUGGCGUACAUAGGGCACACGUCGCCGGAGGUGACGUGCGGGCGGCGGCUCGACGAGGCGGGCCCGUCGCCGCUGCCGCCCGGCGCCGAGGACGAGCUCGUGUGCGCGCUCGUCGCGCACCGCAACGCCGAGCGACACUACCUCGCCAAUAGGGACACCGAGGAGGAAGUGGAGUCCGUGGAGCGGUCGUCGCAGAGCAGCGUGAGCAGCGCGCGCAGCCCGUUCGCGUGGAGCCGGCAGCUGGUGGCGCAGCUGGGCACGCUGGCGCCCGCGCGCCGCGCGCACGCGCACCUGCUGCGCCGCACCGACCGCCUGCUGCGCGAGCUGCGCAACCUCGACGCGCAGAGGUGCCGAGAAACACACAAAGUUGCAGUGAUUUACGUUGGGAAGGGCCAAGAAACGCGGAAUGAAAUACUGUCGAAUCGUUGUGGAAGUCCGGCCUACGAAGCGUUCUUGGCGGCUCUGGCUUGGGAGGUGGAGCUGGAGAGCCACGUGGGGUUCGCGGGCGGGCUGCGCGGCGGCGGCGGCGGCGGCACCAGCGCGCCCUACCUCGCCACGCUCACGCUCGAGGCGCUGUUCCACGUGGCCACGCGCAUGCCCGCCGACACGCCAGACGCUAUACUCAACAAGACUCGGCACUUGGGUAACGACGAGGUGCACGUAGUGUGGAGCGAGCACUGGCGGCCGUACAAGCGCGACACGCUGCCUACGCAGUUCUGCGACGUGCUCAUUGUGCUCUACCCACUACCCGGAGGCCUGCUGCGUUGUACUGUAUCCAGGAAACCUGAUGUGGGCGUGUUCGGGCCGCUGUGGGAGGAGUGCGUGGUGCGCGCGCGGUGCUGCGCGGCGCUGGUGCGCGGCGCCGCGUUCGCGGGCGGGCGGGCCGUGCGCGCCACCAUGCCGCUGUACCAGCACGCGUGCAGCGAGCGCGCGCGCGACCUGGACGCGCUCGUCGCGCACCACACGCUGCCCACGCCCUUCGAGACCUUCGUCACGCGCGUCCGCGACCCCGUGCACGCGCACCCGCCGCCCGCCGGUGCGUACUCAUCGUGUCAAGUGGUCGUAGAUCAGAACAGCGGGCGGCUGGCGGCGGCGCUGCUGGACCACGGCGCGAGCACGUGGGCGGCGAGCGGCGAGCCGCACUCGGUGUCGCCUCGUCCGGUCAAGCGGCUCGGCCCCUUCAAGCGGCCGCAGCCCGCCGCGCCGCCCGCGCCCGCCCCUGCGCCCGCGCCCGCCCCCGCCCCCGCCCCCGCGCCCCGCCGCAACCGGUGAGCGGGCCGGCGCUCGUGACGCCACGCCGCUUCGACUCCUGACGAAUAUGACCAGUGCUCGAUGACCAUCUGCGGAUACUUCGGACUCCCAGGUUCAGUGAACGACUUACUACUACUAUCUCAACGUCGUCUGCCCAUCGGUGUCAUGACGUUUGUGUAAUAAUGCUAUGAUCAGAAGAUGCGUACUGGCAACAAAGAUAAAGCUCUAAAAAAAUGCAGUACAGAUAAUUAUAUUUUUCUGCAUUUGGGAUCAUCUGGGUGCGGAAGGUGCCCAGAUCUACUGCAGUAUGUUAUUAUAUUUUUACUAAUAUAUUAUUGAAAACGUAUAAGGCCUACUGCUAGAGAAUAUUAUUUAUUUAUUAUUUUAUAGGCAUAUAUACAGAAUCGAUCACGCUUACCAACGAGAACUUUAUGGUCAAAUCUUUCACCAUAAAUUAUUAAAUUAAUGGGAGUCCUAAAGAACAAUAAGAGUCGAAACUCAAGUUUCCUUUACAUAAUCUUUAUAUCGAAACAUUGAUAAUUAAUAGUAAGUCACUUUACAAAAAAGGUAUUGCUAAAUUUACUCAUCUUGUAUUAAUAAAUUAUGCGACGCUCAAUCAAUGUACAGUUUAAAAUAAUAUUCUAUGUUGCAAUGAUUGAUAUGUUGCUCGGUAUGAAAGUAAAUAGGUAUUAAAUUUGUAUUUCAUAAGAUAAUAUUUAUUUAUUCUACAUUAAUAUAAGGAACACACUAAUUGACUGAUAUGACUUGUAUGGUGGCACAAAUCGAACGACGAUAAAUUCAUAACAGAUUUGUGAAUUGCAAAAAAUAGCAGUCGAAAUAACGAAUCGUCCAAAAAGAGAUUCUUAGAAUAAGCACUAAUGCAGACUUAAUGAAAUUUUAUGUACUUAAUAAUUUAUUGCAUAAGUUAUUUAACAUUAGUAUAAUUGCAUUUAAAUGUAAUUCUAAAGUAUGCAAGCCUUAUUCAAAUUUUUAUAUUUGCCUAGAGCCUCAAAAGUGAGCUAAAUUGUAACGUCACAUUGUGAUUAUGUAGUUUGACUUUACGCAACAUGUAAUAUUUAAUUUAAACUUGCGGAUGUAAUAGUUUAAACAACAACUUAAGUAAUCUGGUUGCGGGGUGUGUUCAUAUAAGCUAUUAUAAAAAUGUUAUUAUAAAUAAUAACUCUAUUUUAGAAAUAGAGACAUAUACCAAAAUAUUUAAGAUAUACUAUAUGAACUCAUCUUGCUUAGAUUUGCUAUAAUUAAAAUAACACUCUAUUUGCAAUUUCUAUGUUAUGUGAAUAUAAACUGUUACUUGUUAGCCCAAAGAGCUACAUGCAGUUCUUGAAGCCAAAUUAACUGGCACCAAAUUUGUUCUUGCAUCUGUAAAUAUGUAAACUACUUGUAGAGCUUUAACUGUUGUAGUGUUUUACAAUAUUCUAAUAUUUAUUUUUAUAUAGAUGUUCUAUAAAUAUGGCUCUAACUCUUAUUGUGUUAACCUUUGGCUGUAGUUAUGUUUUUAUUUUUUUAUUAUACGUUUUUAAAGAUCUGUUUAGUAUUAAAUUUUUGUUGUAAUCGUAAUUUCAUUUAAUGUUUGAUCAAUUGGGUUCAGUUAUGUUUUUUUGCCAAGUAAUAAUUUUUUUCUUGUGAAUGUACUCAUUUCAUAAGUACAAUUAAAAUUUUUAAAUAUGUAUAUUAGUUUUAAGCUCUCAGACCUAUGAAACAAUCUUAACACAAUGUGAACUCAAGUUAUAUUGCAUUCCAAAUAUACAAUUAAUAGAAACCUAAAUUUUCCUUAUUACUGAAACCCCCUUUUUUCUGUUUGUA
Molecule: messenger RNA, 7605 nt
Organism: Zerene cesonia (dogface butterfly)
Lineage: Eukaryota; Metazoa; Arthropoda; Insecta; Lepidoptera; Pieridae
Product: probable Rho GTPase-activating protein CG5521
Exons: 34
Coding region: 169-5802 (1877 amino acids)
Biological process (GO): regulation of small GTPase mediated signal transduction; positive regulation of GTPase activity
Cellular component (GO): nucleus; cytoplasm
Molecular function (GO): GTPase activator activity
Source: RefSeq, a predicted model, not a curated record